AUGGCUCAAAGGAAAGAGUUUUUCGUACUGAGCGUCCUUCUCAUUCAAAUACUAACUAACAUCAAUGGAUUGCAUAUCAACGAGCAUCUCCACAUGGGUGCAUCCGAGUUGCCCUUAGAGGGAGUGGACCCAACCGAAUACCCACUAGGCAGCGAAGAACUUCUCGCUACGGAUGCAUCCGAGUUGCCCUUAGAGGGAGUGGACCCAACUGAAUACCCACUAGGCAGCGAAGAGCCUAGCUCUUUUUUAGCGCUAUAG
This is a messenger RNA of Echinococcus granulosus, 258 nucleotides long. RefSeq lists its product as hypothetical. The record is from RefSeq and is a predicted model, not a curated record. The transcript is spliced from 2 exons. Lineage: Eukaryota; Metazoa; Platyhelminthes; Cestoda; Cyclophyllidea; Taeniidae. The coding region runs from base 1 to 258 and encodes 85 amino acids.